Molecule: messenger RNA, 3189 nt
Organism: Amphimedon queenslandica
Lineage: Eukaryota; Metazoa; Porifera; Demospongiae; Haplosclerida; Niphatidae
Product: trichohyalin-like
Exons: 12
Coding region: 1-3141 (1046 amino acids)
Cellular component (GO): bicellular tight junction
Source: RefSeq, a predicted model, not a curated record
AUGGUCAAAAUGCUGCAGAAGAAGUUACUUCCAGAGGUACUUGAUAACACUGAGGGAGUGGAAGAAAAUAUAGAGGAUGGUCAAAAUGCUGCAAAAGAACUUCCAGGGGUACUUAAUAACCAAUUUGAUAACACUGCACCUCUUAAAGUUCAGGCUCAGGUGCCACCUGAUCCACACGAUCCUGCAGCUUAUAAUCAUCCUCAUGCUAUUGUUGAUGAUGAUGAGAAAUUGAUUAGAACAGAAUUAGAGAGGGAUAAAUACAAGAGAGAGGUUGAGGACAAGGAACAUCUGAUCAAAGAAUACGAAGAGACAAAUAUUAGACUUCAAAAACAACUGAAGUUGGCACAAAAAUCAAUAAUUGUGAUGCAAAAGGAAAAAGAUGAACUAAUGAAGGGGAAGGAGGAAGCGGAGAGGGAAAAGGACCAGUUGGCUAAAAAGUUAGAAGACAUGGAGUUGAUGGGAAAUGUUGAAGUAACUGAAGUUCGUAAAGAGAAGGAGAGAGAGAUAGCCAAGGCAAUGGAAGCAGUUAAACGUGAAAACAAAAAGAAGGAAGAGCUUCAGAAGGAACUGAAUGACAUGGAGGCCGACAAAAUAGACCAACUUCAACUUCAGAAAGCAACAGUUGAUGAUUUGAGAAUUAAACUAGCACAAAAAGAGGAAGACAUUCUCCUAGCACAAGCAGAAACUGCUACAGAGAGAAAAGAGAAAGAAGCAUCGCAGGAACAAUUACUUAAAGAAAAAGAGGAAGAGAAGGAAAGAUUACAGAAGCAGCUGGAAGACUUAAAAACAGAGCACGAGAUCAAACUGAGGGAACAGAAAGAGAAGCACAAAUUCAGAAAGAAAGAACUGAAAAGUGAAGUGGAGAGACUGACAAAAGCUGAAAAACUCCGACAAAGUGAAGUUCCUGAUAUUGGUGGCACUAAACGAGAGACUGAGCUUGAGAGAGAACUGGGUAUAGAGAAAGAUCACGUGACUAGCCUUCAAGAAAGAAUAGCCACCAUGAAGGAAGGACUCCAGGAGGAGAGGAUCAAGGCAAAAGAUAAAGAGAAGCUUCACAAACAAGAAUUGGAGAGAGAGAGAGCUCAAAUCAAAGUAUUAACUGAUGACAGAGCUAAUCUUGAAAGAAAACACAAGCAGGAAGUAGCUAGUUUGAAGGAGCAAUGGAAUAAUGAAGUAAAGCAGCUUAAGAAUGAAUUAAUUGCUCGUCAGAAAGAUAAUGAAGAAAUGAAGAAUGAGCUGGAACAAAAAAAAGCUGAGACAAGACGCUUGAAGCACUCAGAAGAAGAGCAAAGGACUGGAUUAGAAGAGAAGGAGGCUGAGCUCAAGAAAGUUCAAGAUGAUAAUGAUAAAAUGAAGAAUGAGCUGAAACAAAAAGAAGCUGAAACAAGACGCUUGAAGUACUCAGAAGAAGAGCAAAGAACUAGAUUAGAAGAGAAGGAGGCUGAGCUCAAGAAAGUUCAAGAUGAAAGAAACCAAACUGUAUCUCAAUUACUUCAAAGAGUUAAAAAUCAUGAGAGUACUAUAGCUCAAUUAGAAGAGCAGCUGGGAGUUAAAAAUGCAGAGAUUGAUAUUUAUAAGCAAGAUUUUGAUAAUGAGAGAAAGGAUCGUGAAAAUGCUCACUCCAAAGUGGCAGUAUUAGAAGUGAAAGUGAUGGAAUUGACAGCACACCUAGCAGAGAAAGAGACUGAACUAGCUGAAGCAAGGAAGGAGUCCAAAAAGCUAAGAAAUAAAAGCAAAGAAUUGGAACAAGGAGAGACGGACAGAGUAAAGGAAAUGGAGGAUGAGAUUCAAGUAUUGACUGCUCAAGUCAAUGCUUACAGUCGGGAGGUGGACAGACAAAAGAGAUUAGUAACUCAGAGUCAAGAGAAACAAAAAAAUGAGGUCAGUGAGUUAAAUGAGAGACUUGCUAAUGAAAUACAGUCCAAGCAACAACUGGAUGGUGAGCUGGCUAGGAUGAGACAACAGUUAGCCAAUGUAUCUGCUAAUAGAGAUGAAUUAUUAACAGCAUACAAUAAGGAACAGGCUGCUGUUACUAGUCUAGAGCAGCAGCUUAAUAGUACAAGGAAAGAAUUGGAUAGAGCAAAAAAAGAAUCUGCUACAAUGAAAGAUGCUAAUACAGUCUUGUCUAAAAGACUUAAAAGUGUUGGAAAAGAUGUUAGCCAUGAGCCAAAACGUGAUCAUUAUCCAUACAAUCGUCAUCAUGACAUUGAGCAAAGCAACGAAGGACCUCAAUCUCUUGAUAGUAUAUCACCACACACUCCAUCAUACCAGCAGCACCCUCAAUCACCCAAUAUACACAUCUCUAAUGUUCACAAUAUUCCUAUUGUUAGUGCUGAUGGAGGAGACGAAGGACAUCAAUAUCAAGAGAGAGAUAGGAGGAGGGAUGGACCAAGACGUCUUCAACAUAAUGCUUCAGACAGUAAUAUUCAAGAUCAACCGGGAGGAGCUGCUAACAAUUACAGACCCAGAUCACACAGCAAUGAGACUGAGAGACAAAGAGUAGCCAAUCAGAGGAGACAAGAAGAAGAAAGAAGACGGAGGCAACAUGAAGAAGAAAGAAGACGGAGGCAACAUGAAGAAAUGAGAAAAGGACAGGAGGAGGAAGCAAGAAGGAUUGAGGAGGAUAUGAGAAGAAGAUACGAUGAGAACAUAAGGAGGCAGAGAGAGAGGGAAGCAGCAGAAGAAGCUGAAUGGGAAAAGGCACGACAAGAAGCUGAUAGACUACUUAAAGAUUUGGAUGAAUUUAGAAGACAAGAUGCUCACCAUCCACCUCGUUCGCCAUUAGCUUCAAGUCAAAAUAUACAUAAACGCAAGCACCAAGAAUCAGUAGCAACCCAGGAACGAGAAGAAAAACCGAAAAAGAAAGGAAAGCAGCAACGGAAGACUGAUGAUGAUUCAGACUCUGACAUUGAAGAGAAUAAACUGAUUGAUAAUAUUGAUGAAGAGAUACAGCAAAUGGCUGAAGAUGUACGUAAGGGAAGCAGAGGCCCUACUACAGCUGAGGUUCUGUUUGAUGAUGGUGAUAGUUCGUUACCUUACGACCCGAAUCUAGUUUGCCCAAAGUGCGGAAAACAAUAUCGUGUGGGGGAGAUCCAGAAAUUGAGGAGACAUAUAAAUGAAUUCUGCACAGGAAUAAGAUAGAUAUAAUUGUGACUGUGACUGUCUAAUCUACAAGUUUUGUUAACAUUU